UCACAAAAAAUAUAAAAAUAAACCCACCAAAAAAUAAAAAUAAAUAAAAAAAAUAAUUGACGAUGAACGAAAUCAAAGCCGCCUCGCCGAGAUCAAGCACGGCCUUAACAGCACGAGACACGCGAGGUCAAAGGUCACGUAACGAUGUUUGGCCGCAUUACCGCAGGUUUGCCUUCGCGGUCAGAGCCGUCGCCGCUGAUGCUGGUUCUGGCGGUGAUUGGCGGGGCCCUGUUAGUGGUGAUUAUGCUCCUGGUGGGCGUGUGGGCGGUGAGAGGCCGGAGGAGGCACGCCCACGCUCAGAGGGAGGCGCUGCAGAUCCCGAUGAAGGAGUCCAAUCCGGAUAUACUUGAAGCAGCGCCCCCUCCUACCUCUCCCGGCCACACCAUCAACAUCAGCGUCAUUAAGCAUCCGCACGAUCUCGACGUGGACACCUCUUCCUCUCACGACCUAGCGCUGGAUCCCUUGGGCGCCGCCAGAGCACACAGGAACAACGGAACUUCACAGAAAACGGCUUUCGGUGUCUCUGAGCCGCUGCAUAGGCCUAUUGAGAAAAGUUUACAGACCCCCGUCUGCCACCCGUACGAUGAUGAUCCUGCGUCUUCUCCAGAGGUCACUGAGAGGACUCAGCUCACAGCAUCUAGUAUAGACCCGAGCCUGGGCGUCACCCUCAGCGUCGACGCGGCUUCUAGAUCUAGAAGAGUGAUGUAUUCUAGGACACCCCUGCAUGACGAGCUGGACAUUGGAGUGUCAUCGUGCAUCCGCCAACCCCUGAUGCGCGGGAGCUCUGAGAGCGUAAUGUAGAUCAAGAUAUCGUACCGGGGAAAGGGCAGAUGAUAGUUGGAUUAUAACCUUCGGAGUUUCAUGUUAUAAUUAUUUUUCUCGUGGGGGGAGGGGGUUAAAAUUAGCAUAUCAUUUCCAUUUUGGAAAUUAGAUGGGUAUCCUUUCAACUUUUUAUGUCCGGUAUUUGGAAGAUUUGAAUCAUAUCCAUAAAUGGUCACAUUGAUACUAUGGAUGUGUUUUUUAUAUAUACAGUGUUAAGGAUGUUAUUGCAUCAGUCUUAGGAAUUUCCAAGCAUAAGGAAAAAAAAGACAUUUUACUAAUUAACCAAGUAAUCCAUCAGUUGGUAUACCGUUCGUCUUUAAAAGGCUGCUGGACGCCGAGUUGUGGGUUAGUUAGUCCCUUGUAUAUAAAACAUUGUUCAUUUUGAUAAUAAAAAAAAUAUUGAGACUUAGGUCAGAGGACAAUAGCAUAACAUUACCAUAUUUUUGUACACGACUUGUGAAGAUUAAAAAAGAAAAAAAAAACUUGCUGAUUUUAUCAGAUAACUCAGAUACUAUUCACUGUCUUCUUUGUAGGUGAAAAUAGGAGAGGUUUGAAUGCAUCUCCUUCAUACUGGCAAAUAACCGCCGUUUUAAUGUUAAGACUGAGAGGUCUAUGCUUAAGUAUGUGUGUGUAAAUAUGGAAACAUAUAGUUUUAAUGAAAUUAUUGAGAAAACGAAAAAAAAAUAAUGAUAAUGUGCGCAAUUCGACACUUUCUUUUUCUUUUUUCUCUCUUUCUCUCACUUUUUAUCUGUCUGUGUUUGACUCGGCAUAUAUCCCUAUCUCUGUCUA
Penaeus chinensis is the source of this 1611-nucleotide messenger RNA. RefSeq lists its product as uncharacterized. Bases 145 to 801 code for a protein of 218 amino acids. The record is from RefSeq and is a predicted model, not a curated record. The transcript has 3 exons. Lineage: Eukaryota; Metazoa; Arthropoda; Malacostraca; Decapoda; Penaeidae.